AUGGAAGCCAGUGUUGCACUUCCUGAAGGGGCCCCUCCUGCCAGCCAGGUGAGUCAGAUGACAGCCACCUCCAGGCCAGCCCUGCCAUCCGCUAUUGGCUCACCUGCUGCUGCACCCUCAGCAGCCAGGUCUGGUGACCCAGAUGGCAACCAUGCCGACCAUGUCUUUCUGGGCUCUGCUGUCCAGCACAGGCUGGACCAUGCCAUCACUGCAGGCUUCAGUGGAGUAAAUAAAGCUGAGCCCUCAAGGGCUGACAUCACUUGCCAGGAGCCUCAGACAGCCCAACCAGCAUACCAGAAGCAGCAGUUUGGCCGUUGCCACUAUGAGAUGAAACAGUUUUUGGAGUGUGCACAGAACCAGAUUGACCUCAACCUUUGUGAGGGUUUCAGCUAG
Messenger RNA from Loxodonta africana (African savanna elephant), 393 nucleotides. RefSeq names its product coiled-coil-helix-coiled-coil-helix domain-containing protein 2-like. Gene Ontology annotation, molecular function: sequence-specific DNA binding. The record is from RefSeq and is a predicted model, not a curated record. NCBI's taxonomy places the organism in Eukaryota, Metazoa, Chordata, Mammalia, Proboscidea, Elephantidae. The transcript has a single exon. Gene Ontology annotation, biological process: positive regulation of transcription by RNA polymerase II; mitochondrion organization. The coding region runs from base 1 to 393 and encodes 130 amino acids. Gene Ontology annotation, cellular component: nucleus; mitochondrion.